Messenger RNA from Vitrella brassicaformis, 1227 nucleotides. Lineage: Eukaryota; Vitrellaceae. The record is from the annotation of a GenBank genome assembly.
GAGAUAGACGACAGCAUGUGUGCCUUCCUCCUGCCCCUUCUCUUUGUUGUUGCCCAUCGACCUGCCGUCGACCGCACCCAGUUUUCGAUUCGUCGGUGCAUCUCUCUUUCUUGGUCAGCAGGGCCGUCCCAUGUCAAGGCUGACGGUGUUGGGCUGCCUCGCCCUGGCCAUCUUGACUGUGUCGUCGGUAGGCGACUGUCUGUGGACACGCACCUGUGUCUGUGUCAUGAUGCCUGACUCUCCUGCUCAGGCCCCGUCUGGUUUGCGAGGCGAGAGUGGGCAGAACAUGUUGAGCGGCACACAGGUGGUGCAGCCGGCUGAUGUGGACUGUGGAUCGUUCGACUGCGAGUUCGGCACUUGCCGGAAGGAUUUGUCCCUGUUGAGCAACGAGGAGCGAUCCACCUAUUGUCAAUCGCAUGGGCCGUGCUUCCCUGAUGGUCGUGAAUUCCCUCUGCACUGUUUCGAGCCGUGCUUCAAGGAGGAGCUGGAGGCUCUCCGCGAGGCGUCGCAGAAUGGCACUGGAUCCGAAGGUGACGACAGAACGAGUAAGAGGGCGGACGUGUAUUAUGGUUGUUUCCUUCUUUCUGCUGCAGAAAUCUUUGGUAUCGAAGUGUACGAUCUGUGUGCCCCUCGUCCUGAAGAUGUCACUUUUCCUGGAGCUGGCAUUCACUAUGUCAGCUCGCCAAAUGCAGCCGCAGGUGGCGCCGUAGGUAGCGCCAUAGGUGGCGCACCCUCUUUCCACAGCCAGCCGCGUAACUUUGGCUUAUCGAAAUUCAUGUGUUGGGUGACGAGUGGUUUCAAGUCUGGUGGGUGUUGAUAGAUGGAAUAUCAGUAGCCAAUUCGCCUCUUGCAUGAGUCUGUCGUUCGUUUGGUUUUGAUCCAUUGCGUGUCUUGUCUGUCCCUCUGGGGGAGGGAACACUCAAUCAGUGUGUCUCCUCAGGAGGGGUAAUGCCACCAACCAAUUGCAUUAUUCAUGUCCUUUGCUUUGCCUGUGAGGCACCUCUUCGCCUGUCGCCAGAGAAAGUCAGAUGUGUACUCAAAGUCGGUGGUGAGGCCUUUUGUUUUGGUGUGCGUCAUAUGUGCGCCCCGGCAGUUUCUUGGAAUGUUGUGUGGCCAUGCCAUGCCUGCAUAUCGCUUGGCUCAGCGGGUUGUCAGCUAUGAGACUUGUCCAUGUGGACCGACGCGUAGGGCCCCAAUAUAUCAUUUCACAUCAAACUCAUGUCCGAA